Molecule: messenger RNA, 8123 nt
Organism: Mercenaria mercenaria
Lineage: Eukaryota; Metazoa; Mollusca; Bivalvia; Venerida; Veneridae
Product: alpha-galactosidase A-like
Exons: 8
Coding region: 6-1253 (415 amino acids)
Biological process (GO): glycosylceramide catabolic process; glycoside catabolic process; oligosaccharide metabolic process
Cellular component (GO): cytoplasm
Molecular function (GO): alpha-galactosidase activity
Source: RefSeq, a predicted model, not a curated record
GUCACAUGAUACCUUCAAGGAUGUUGCUGAAGUGGAUGCACAUGUUGCUGUUAGCAGGUCUAGCAGUCUUGUGUUCAAGUCUUGAUAAUGGCUUGGCCAGGACACCACCCAUGGGCUGGCUCACUUGGACUAGGUUCAGCUGUAAUACUGAGUGUUCCCUUGACCCAGAUUUCUGUAUAAGUGAGAAACUGAUUAUGCAGAUGGCUGACCGUAUGGCAGAAGAUGGCUACAAGGAUGCUGGUUAUGAGUAUGUCUGUCUAGACGAUUGUUGGCUUGCCACAGAGAGGGAUAUAUUCCACAGGCUUCAGCCAGAUCGUAAACGCUUCCCUCAUGGCAUGAAAUAUUUGGCUGACUAUGUACAUUCUAAAGGAUUGAAGUUGGGCAUAUAUGAAGAUUUUGGAACCAAAACAUGUGCAGGGUUUCCAGGAAGUGAAUUUUACAUGGAGCUGGAUGCGCAGACGUUUGCUGAGUGGGGCAUUGACCUGCUCAAGUUUGAUACCUGUCAUUCUGAUCCACGAGAUAAUAAAUACGGGUAUCCAGCAAUGUCUUUGUACCUGAAUAAAACAGCCCGCCCAAUACUGUUCUCCUGCGAAUGGCCCUAUGGAGAAAUACAACUAAAUGCUUCGCUGCAGACAGAUUAUGGUACCAUUCGACAGAACUGUAACGUAUGGAGAAACUUCUGGGAUGUUACUGACAACUUCAACAGUAUAAAGAAUAUCGUAAACUUUUAUGGGAAAAAUAAUGUACUGUUCCAGAAAUACUCAGCUCCAGGAGGAUUCUUUGAUCCAGAUCAGUUACUUGUAGGCGGGUUUGGAAUGAGUCAUUACCAACAGCGAGCCCAGAUGGCCAUGUGGGCCAUGUUUUCUGCCCCACUAAUAAUGUCCAAUGAUCUGAGAGACAUACCAGAUGAAGCAAAGCAGUUGUUACUGAACAAGUACAUACUAAGUGUUGAUCAGGACCCUCUGGGUGCUAUGGCAACUAAAGUCUGGGAAUUCAGUGGACUUCAGUUGUGGGUAAAACCAAUAGUGCCUCAAGGCAGUCUAGCGAUAGUUUUCUUCAACACAAACAAUUUUGGAAGUGGAACUCCAAUUGUAUCAGCAGCCAGUGAUAUAGGAAUGACAGAUCCUAAAGGCUAUCAAGUUACUGAAGUCUUUAAAGGAACAGAUAUGGGAACUUUUAUGCCGGAUACAAAACUGAAUAUACGUGUGUUUCCAGAUGAUGCGUAUAUGAUGAUUUGCAAGAUUUUGUCUUAAUCCUUUCCCUGAUAAAUUUCUAUAACGACUUGUCCAUCUUUCAGUUUGGACAGUGCCAUUAACUGUAAAAACGGAUGCUUAAUAAAAAGAUACUGACUGAAUGGCGAACAGUGCAGAUCUUGAUCAGUCUGCACAAAUGUGUAGGCUGAUCAUCAUCUACACUGUUCGCAAGACAGAAUCAGUGGUGUCCAACAUGAUAAGGGUUAAGAUAAUUUCUCCUAUUUGUUGGUGGAUUACAUUCUCCUGUUGAUUUAUAUCAAGUGCUGUUAGUGAUCUCCUUUCACUUGUAACGCUUCAUGUUUGAGCCACGCCAUGAGAAAACCAACAUAGUGCAUUUGAGACCAGCAUGGAUCCAGACUAGCCUGCUCAUCCAUGCAGUCUGGUCAGGAUCCAUGCUGUUCACUUUCAAAGCCUAUUGCAAUUAGAGAAACAGUUAGCGAACAGCAUGGAUCCUGACCAGACUGCGCGGAUGCACAGACUGGUCAGGAUCCAUGCUGGACGCAAAUGCACUAUGUUGGUUUUCUCAUGGCACGGCUCAAUUAUUUGUUUGCUGCCUCAAACCUGUUCAUUUGAAGAAAAGAUUUAUUUCCACAUCUUGUUUUGAAAAGAACAGGUAAGAUUCUUCAAAUGCAUAGUAAAUGUUACUUUAUGUAUAAAUGCUAUGUUUCUGUGAUAACUCAACAAGAAACCAAUACAGUUGUCUGAAGUAAUGCUGCUUUCAUGUUUCUCCAUUAUUACAGUUGGAAAACCAUUAUAACUGUGACAUUGGUUUUGAUGUGACAAAGCAAACAUCAAGGUAUGUCUGACAAUCAGAUAUGCUGUAAGGAUAUGCAAAGUGGGCAACAGUUGUAUUAACUUAUUCUGAAACAUACAGAUUUUAUUAUUCUUUAGUGUUAAACUAAUGCCACCUUUAUACAAAACAAACUGGUUGUUGUUAAAAAAUGAUCUCAAUGUUUUUUGAAUAUCUUUGUUUGAUUUUUAGCUCGACUAUUCUAAGAAUAUGGAGAGCUGUACAACUCACCAAGGCGUCAGCAUUGGUUAAUUUUUUUUUUUUUUUUUUUUUUUUUUUUUUUUUUUUCCAAUUUUUAUUUCACUUCAGUACAUUGACAUUACGGUAAUACAUACAUGAUCAUUAUAUGGAUAUAUUACUUAUGAACAUUAUAUUUUAACAUUACAUAUUUAUCCAUGUAAUUUAACAUAGUAAGAGGAAAAAGUAUACAUCUAGUACAUAAUAUCAAUCCCAGAAUGGUUAAAGUUUUUUAUAAUGUCAGAUAUCUUAAAUACUUGGAAUACUUGCAUAUAGUGACAGUGUGUACAUGUAUGACAAGGGACAUUACUAUUUUCAGAUUUAUGCCCCUUUUUAACUUAAAAAAUUUUGGUUAAAGUUUUUGAUAAAGUCAAAUAUCUUGAUCACUAUCAAAGAUAUUCAGCUGAAACUUGGAAUACUUGCAUAUAGUGACAGUGUGUACAUGUAUGACAAGGGACAUUACUAUUUUCAGAUUUAUGCCCCUUUUUAACUUAAAAAAUUUUGGUUAAAGUUUUUGAUAAAGUCAAAUAUCUUGAUCACUAUCAAAGAUAUUCAGCUGAAACUUGGAAUACUUGCAUAUAGUGACAGUGUGUACAUGUAUGACAAAGGACAUUACUAUUUUCAGAUUUAUGUCCCUUUUUAACUUAACAAAUUUUGGUUAAAGUUUUUUAUAAAGUCAAAUAUCUUAAUCACUAUCAAAGAUAUUCAGCUGAAACUUGGAAUACUGGCAUAUAGUGACAGUGUGUACAUGUAUGACAAAGGACAUUACUCUGUCAGUAAUAUUUUCAGAUUUAUGCCCCUUUUUAACUUAAAAAAUUUUGGUUAAAGUUUUUGAUAAAGUCAAAUAUCUUGAUCACUAUCAAAGAUAUUCAGCUGAGACUUGGAAUACUUCCAUACAGUGACAGUGUGCACAUGUAAGACAAGAGACAUUACUAUGUCAGCAAUAUUUAAAGAGCUGUGCUCCUUUUUAACUUAAAAAAUUGUUUUCAAUUAUUCAUAAUGAUAACUAUCUCUGCAAUGCAUUGAUACUCUGGAUUCAAACUUCACACAUGGCCAGUAAAUAUAGUCACAGGUGCAGGUCCUAAAAGUCUAACUUGUAUUUUUAACAAAAUUAGGUGCCUUUUUAUACUCAGAAAAGUCAUGUGUUAAUACAGAAUACAAUUUUCUGCCUUUGUAAGUACUUGGGGGCUAUUUUAUUGAAACUUCACACAUGUCUUAAUUAGGGUCAUUGCAUAUGGUCACUGGGCCAAGUCCAAUAACUCUGAAUUGUUUUUUAACAGAAUUAUACCCUUUGGUCUACUUAGUUCAUAUGGAGGUUUUGCAUGCAACUUAAAAUCUUUCUAAGUACUAGAACUACUGGAUUGAGAAUACAAAGCUAUGGUAGGGGUCAGUGUAUAAGGUCGCAUAUCUUGGACUUGUAUUUUAAUAGAUCUAUGCCCAUUUUGUACUUAAUGUGUAAAUACUGCAUACAUAUUUCUGCCAUUGUAAGUACUUGUAAAUAACAGCAGGUUUUAUAAUUUUGACCCUUACUGUGACACAGUUAUAACAGUACUAUUAUAAAAUCCAUUUUAUUGACAAGCCUUUGAAUAGUCGAGCACGCUGUCAUCAGACAGUUCUUGUUAAUAAGCUUGUUAUAGGUCAAAGAAAAAGCAAUCAUUGUAAAUCUUCACUUAUAUACAUUAUAGUUAUAUCUUGUUACUGUGAUAAGUUUUACAUUCCAUGCGAUUUUUUGCUCAAAAUAUUCACGCUUAUUCCCAGGAAUUUUAGCCUGUAUAUCUGUUAACUGUUUCUUAUAGAUGUAUUCUUUAGAUUAUUUGACAUCUUUAUCCUAGAUUUUUAAUAUAUGAGCCGUGCCAUGAGAAAACCAUCAAAGUGGCUUUGCGACCAGCAAGGAUCCAGACCAGCCUGGGCAUCCGCGCAGUCUGGUCAGGACCCAUGCUGUUCGCUUCAAAGCCUAGCUAUUACAAUUAGAGAAACCGUUAGUGAACAGCAUGGAUCCUGACCAGACUGCACGGAUUCGCAGGUUGGUCUGGAUCCAUGCUGGUCCGAAAGCCACUAUGUUGGUUUUCUCAUGGCACGGCUCAAUUAUUAUCUUUCAUAGAAGAAUCUUUCUGUAUUGAAUUUCUUGAAUUAUUUUCAGCUUAAAACCGGAUAUCACUGAGUUUGAGAUUUAUUAUGGUAUAGUAUUUCAAUUAAUUGAUAUAAUAUAUGCAAUGUUCAUCAUUUAAAGAGAAUUGGAUGCGUGUUAGGAUUAAUCUGUUCCAAUUGGAUCGUCAUUUUUUUCAUAUCAGUGUAACAUAAAAUAGGUUUUGUUUGUAGUACAUAUACAUGAUUUUUAAAGACAGCAUUAGACUUUUUAAACUGUGAUAUUUUUAUACAGUACAUUUAAUUUACAUCUUUAUAUUUUUAUGACCCAACCCCACCUCACACUGCGCAACAGGGCAACAGACUGUCUGUCUGUCUGUCCCUCCCCUUUUUGUCCGAUUGUUUACUGAAGAACACUUUGUCACAGGAACCUCAAACUAGGUAGGCUUGCAGGUUGUCGUUGGCAGAUUCCCCCUAUUGGUUUUAAGACUGGUAGGUUAAAAGUCAAGGUCGUGAUGACCUUGAGUUGAAAAUUGGUUUCCUACCGGUAACUGAUGGUCUACAGUUGUCAAACUUCACAGUAUGAAUGCCUGUGGUCAGUAGAUUACCCAUAUCGUUUUAAGGUGAAGUAGGUCAGAGAGCAAGGUCGUGUUGACAUUCAGCUAAAGAUCGGUUUCCCAUCAAUAAUAGAAGAAAACAUUGAUGAUCUACAGUACUCAAACCUCAUAAAAUGGCUGCUUGUGGUUUUGAAGAUGACCCCAAUGUUUCUGGGGUCAAAGAUUGAGGUCACUAUGACUGAGCAGAAAGUGGGUUUCUAACUGAUUAGUGAAGAACAUUUGACCUACUUCGUAAAACGAUUGCCUGUGGUCUGUAGAUGACCCUUUUACUGUCUUUGGAUUCAGAUCAUCAAGCUUCAUAAAUUGAUUGUCUGUUGUCAGUAGAUGACCCCUUUCAUUAUAGGGUUCAGUAGAUCUACUAGGUCAAAGGUCAAGGUCAUGAUGACCUUAAGUUAAAAACGAUUUCCAGUAAAAAAUCCUCCUAUUUUUGGAGUAUAUCUCGGUGGACAGUAUUCUCAUGAUGUUAACAGUAUUUACUGGCCUGUGAAAAGAAGCUGUGACUUUCAUGUGUUGUGCUAUAAGGCACAUUGCACGCCAUCAACAAAAACUUUCGUUCUUCAGCCUAAAUGCAUUACGAAAAGCUUAUACAUGUGUUUAUAUGUAAAUCAAAGUAAUCAUAUAUAUGUUUUAUGGAUCAGUGACAUUAAUAUUAAAUGUGAUAUACAUUUUUGUGUUAUGAUGAUGUCUAAAUUUUAAUGUGUCUGUUGACAUGAUAAAUAUUAAUGGCCCGAGAGCGCACGGACUUCUAUUACAACAACUGAGGCCAAAAGAAGUUUAUACUUUUUUGGGAAGAAUGUUUAAAAUUUAUUUAUAUUCUUAAAAAUAGUUUGUUAUCAUAAGUCAUUUGAUCUGUAUUUAUGUUAAAUUCCUUUUUGAUGAAUUUCUUAUUGAUGACAUUGUUUUACAGAUACAUUUACUGACAAUCAGAUAGAUACUGUAAUCAAACUGUGAAAUAACCCGUAGAUGUAAACUUUACCCUACCUCCUAAUAUUUUUAGCUCAGCAGAGCAUAAAGUGCUCAAGGUGAGCUAUUUCACCAGUCAUUGUCCGGCGUCGUGUGGUGCGCGUCGUCCGUCAUCUGUCAACAUUUGUCUUCUUCACACACUUGAGGCCACAUUUGUGACCCUUUCUUUAAGAAACUUGGUUAGAAUGUUUGUCUUGAUGAUCUCUAGGUCCAGUUUUAAACUGGGUCAUGCGGGAUCAAAAACUAGGUCACUAGGUCAGAUCAAAGGAAAAUCUUGUUAACACUCUGAUUUCACAGUUUAAGUUUGAAACUCAAAGAGAGAAUUGGUCAGAAUGUUUGGCUUAACGACAUCUAGGUAGGUCAAGUUCGAAUCUGGGUCAUGUUGGGUCAAAAACUAGGUCACCCGGUCAGAUCAAAGGAAAAACUUGUUAACACUCCAGAGGCCACAUUUGUGACCCUUUCUUUAAGAAACUUGGUCAGAAUGUUUGUCUUGAUGAUCUCUAGGUCCAGUUUUAAACUGGGUCAUGCGGGAUCAAAAACUAGGUCACUAGGUCAGAUCAAAGGAAAAUCUUGUUAACACUCUGAUUUCACAGUUUAAGUUUGAAACUCAAAGAGAGAAUUGGUCAGAAUGUUUGGCUUAACGACAUCUAGGUAGGUCAAGUUCGAAUCUGGGUCAUGUUGGGUCAAAAACUAGGUCACCCGGUCAGAUCAAAGGAAAAACUUGUUAACACUCCAGAGGCCACAUUUGUGACCCUUUCUUUAAGAAACUUGGUCAGAAUGUUUGUCUUGAUGAUCUCUAGGUCCAGUUUUAAACUGGGUCAUGCGGGAUCAAAAACUAGGUCACUAGGUCAGAUCAAAGGAAAAUCUUGUUAACACUCUGAUUUCACAGUUUAAGUUUGAAACUCAAAGAGAGAAUUGGUCAGAAUGUUUGGCUUAACGACAUCUAGGUAGGUCAAGUUCGAAUCUGGGUCAUGUUGGGUCAAAAACUAGGUCACCCGGUCAGAUCAAAGGAAAAACUUGUUAACACUCCAGAGGCCACAUUUAUGACCCUAUCUUCAUGAAACUUGGUCAGAAUAUUUGUCUUGAUGAUCUCUAGGUCCAGUUUUAAACUAGGUCAUGUGGAGUCAUAAACUUGGCCACUAGGCCAGAUUAAAGGAAAAUCUUGUUACCUCUCAAGAAACAUUUUAAGUUUGAAACUCGAGAAUUGGUCAGAAUGUUUGCCUUGAUGACCUCUAGGUCAGGUUUGAAUGGUCAUAUGGGUCAAAAACUAGGUCAUUCAAUCAAAUCAAAGGAAAAGCUUGUUAACACUAGAGGCCACAUUUAUGACCCUAUCUUCAUGAAACUUAGUCAGAAUGUUUAGCUUAAUGAUCUCUAGGCCAAGCUCAAAACUUGGUCAUGUGGGAUCAAAAACUAAGUCACUAGGCCAGUUCAAAAGGAAAAGCUUGUUAACACUCUAGAGGCUACAUUUAUGGCACUAUCUUCAUGAGACUUGGUCAGAAUGUUUGCCUUGAUGACCUUUAGGUCAAGUUCGAAUCUGGGUCAUGUUGGGUCAAAAACUAGGUCACCUGAUCAAAUCAAAGGAAAAGCUUGUUAACACAUUUUUGACCCUAUCUUCAUGAAACUUGGUCAGAAUGUUUAUCUUGAUCCCUAGGUUAAGUUCGAAUCUGUGCUCAAAUCACAUGAAAAGCUUGUUUACACUCUUGAGGCCAGAUUUAUGAUCCUAUCUUCAUGAAACUUGGUCAGAAUGUUUGUCUUGAUGAUCUCUGGGUCAAGUUUGAAACUGGGUUAUAUGGGGUCAAAAACAAGGUCAGUAGGCCAAAUCAACUCGUGAGCGAUUUAGGGCCAUCAUGGCCCUCUUGUUACAAGCUAGUUUUACUUCUCCUAUCACAAACAUAUGAGAACAAAAUAUAGAUACGCACAGCCUUGUCACUUAUGAAAUGGGUUUUCAUGAAGGAUAUGAAAUAUUCUUUCCAAAAAAAAGUAUAAACUUCUUUUGGCCUCAGUUGUUGCAAUAAAAGUCCGUGGGCUCUUGGACCAUAAAGACUAUGCCUUUAUCACAUUUACAAUUAUCUGAAUAUAAAUUCAAAUUUAUACAUUUUUCUUUAUUGAAAAAUAUGCAUGAAACCUUUGAGCGACUGAAAGUUUAAGGUUUUGAAUAAAGGCAAAAUACCUGGUAAA